Messenger RNA from Dentiscutata heterogama, 206 nucleotides. The record is from the annotation of a GenBank genome assembly. NCBI's taxonomy places the organism in Eukaryota, Fungi, Glomeromycota, Glomeromycetes, Diversisporales, Gigasporaceae.
AAGACAUUGUUCAUGAUGUGUUUGAUUUCACUAUUACUUCAUCCAAGCAGGGUUCAGAAUCUUAUGAGAAUCGAUCCGAGAACAUGAGCUCACCACCACAAAAUAAAUCUGAAAAAAAUCAUACGACGGAAAUUUUGCUGACGCCCGUCAGAGAAAAUCAUGUAUCUGGAAAUAAUGAUAAGAAAGAUUCUAUAACUAUACUUUCG